Arachis stenosperma is the source of this 1824-nucleotide messenger RNA. Its product is annotated as secretory carrier-associated membrane protein 1-like. Gene Ontology annotation, cellular component: trans-Golgi network membrane; recycling endosome membrane. The coding region runs from base 384 to 1295 and encodes 303 amino acids. The record is from RefSeq and is a predicted model, not a curated record. Gene Ontology annotation, biological process: protein transport. Lineage: Eukaryota; Viridiplantae; Streptophyta; Magnoliopsida; Fabales; Fabaceae. The transcript has 13 exons.
GUAAGUCGUAAACAGGCUGCAUGAGUUCCCAUAUUCUCUCCCCCGACCUAUUUUCUCGCCGUAUCUCUUCACUUUUCCUACUCUCCAAAUAACAAAACAAAUCCGCAAACGAGAAGAACCCGUAGAUUCCAACGCGCACCCCCCUUCUUUCACUUUCUCUUUCUCUCUCUUUACGGCACACUAAAAAACAACACCAGUAACCGCAUUCCACAUUCCCUUCACUCUCUUCAUUCUUUGUCUUCUUAGUUCUUACCCUCUCACUUAUCAAAUUCACUUUCACUUUUUCCUUUUCUUUAUUUUCUUCUCUCUCUCUCUCUCUCUCGCACAUUCCGAUUCAGAUCUCUUCACUGCCGCUCAGUUCAGUUCAAUUCACUCCUUGAAUCAUGAGCCGUUACGAUCCCAAUCCCUUCGAGGAAGACGAAGUUAAUCCGUUUGCGGAUGGAAAAAAAGGUACAGGGCAGUCAAGUUAUGGUGGAGGUGCAUUUUAUACUACUAACCCUGGAAGUGUUCCUGCAGCAACCUCAGUGCUCUCACCACUUCCUCCUGAGCCAUAUGAUCGUGGGGCAACUGUUGAAAUUCCUCUUGAUAGCUCAAACUCAAAGGACAUUAAAGCGAAAGAGAAGGAACUUAAAGCUCGAGAGGCUGAUUUGAAAAGAAGGGAGCAGGAAAUAAAACGAAGGGAAGACGCUAUAUCACGCGCUGGGAUAGUUAUAGAGGAAAAAAAUUGGCCACCAUUUUUCCCCAUCAUUCAUCAUGACAUUGCAAAUGAAAUACCAAUACAUCUUCAAAGGACCCAGUAUCUUGCAUUUUCAACGUGGUUAGGUUUGGUUUUGUGUCUUACAUGGAAUAUUGUGGCAGUAACUACUGCUUGGAUCAAAGGAGAAGGUCCAACGAUCUGGUUUCUCGCUAUCAUCUACUUCAUAUCUGGGGUUCCAGGAUCCUAUGUACUGUGGUAUCGCCCUCUUUAUCGUGCAAUGAGGACUGACAGUGCUCUGAAAUUUGGCUGGUUUUUCUUGUGUUACCUGAUUCACAUCGGCUUUUGCAUUUUUGCAGCAGUAGCUCCACCAAUUAUCUUCAAAGGAAAAUCUCUCACAGGGAUUUUGCCUGCAAUAGAUGUUUUGGGCGACAAUGCACUGGUUGGGAUAUUCUACUUUAUUGGGUUUGGAUUUUUCUGUCUGGAGUCGCUGCUCAGCGUCUGGGUUAUUCAGCAAGUAUACAUGUACUUCCGUGGAAGCGGCAAGGCUGCAGAGAUGAAGCGUGAUGCUGCUAGAGGGACCAUGAUGGCAGCACUAUGAGGUGGCACUUGCAAAUGUUAUACCCAGAAUUUGAUUUCCUCGGUUACUCAGUAUUAAUAUUUUCAUGUGUUUUUUCCGUAGGUUUUGGCCUUGGAUUGAAUCAAACACAUUAAGAUAGAAGUUUUAGUUGUUCAUACAUACAAUGAUACAAACAUUUGAUGGCUCCCUCUUGACAACUGACUUUGUUUCAAAGAAUAUUUGUUUAUAAUUGUAUCAACAAAUGGUUCAUUGAUUCAACUGAGUUCAUGUUUUGCUCUCUUGACAAUCGGAUCAAGGCACUCGGCAAAAAGAACGAACCAGAAAAGCCGGUUAAUAAUAUAGCGCAUAAUUAAUCAAUAAAUUCUAUAUGUGGAUAGGCCUUUGUUAUGGGUAAGUUCAUAAAUAGUAGGUCGCUAUGGUAGUUUACAUUCUAGAUGAUGUGUUAAUGUAUGAUAGGGUUGGAAGGUUAGAUAGAGCUUUUUUUACAAUAGUAUAUAAGUACCUUUUGGAAUGAUCUAACAAACAAGAAAAGAAUCAUAUUAUUCAAUUA